Messenger RNA from Diatraea saccharalis (sugarcane borer), 555 nucleotides. The record is from the annotation of a GenBank genome assembly. Lineage: Eukaryota; Metazoa; Arthropoda; Insecta; Lepidoptera; Crambidae.
UAUUUCUUGCUCAUAAUUAUGGUGCUUUUGAGUUGAGUGCUCAACGCUUAUCAAAUAAAUUCUAGUGCCGUCCAUUUGUUUUCAUUAAUUUUAUUUUGUGACACAGAAAGUGAUUCUAAUACUCGAUUUUUAUAUUUACAGGAAAAACAUGGCAACAAACUAUGCUAAAUAUGCACAAUUAAUCAAUGCUUCCACAAAUUACGCUCGUCGUAUGAAACGAUUGUCGAAUAGAAUUUUUGGAGAAGUAGCGAUACCCACCAACUCGAAAUCAAUGAAGGUUGUCAAGAUAUUUUCUCAACGUCCCUUACAUACUAAUGAAGAGAUAAUUCAUUACUAUCCUCGUCAUGUAGAGACUCAUGCCUUAAUGUUAAAACUUAGAGAAUAUGGGCUCUAUCGUGAUGAGCACCAAGAUUUCAAGGAUGAAAUGAAACGAUUACGUGAACUGAGAGGCAAAGUAAAAGUGUGGCGAAGAAAAUUAGAUGAAAAGAAAGAAUAAAUUUAAUAGAUUCAGAUAGUUUUAAGUAGUGUAAAUAAAUGCCUUUAUCUUCAUUCUCU